UCCUGGCGUCGUCCGGCGUCGUCCGGCGUCUCGGCGCGCGCCGCUCGCGGGACCGGUGCGGGCCUGGGUCACGUGCUGGGGGCAGCGGGAAGGCCGCGUUCUGGUUUCCUGGGCCCCUGUCCGCCAUGUUUUCGGGCCGGCCGAGCGUCUGUGUUUCCCCGUGAGGAAAUGGCCGGGGAGUUUCGGGGAGCCCAGGCGCUGGGGCCCGGGCGGAGCCCCGGCUGACCCGGCGGUGGUGCGCGGGGCGGGAGGCCAUGGCGUCCGGCAGUAACUGGCUGUCCGGCGUGAACGUCGUCCUGGUGAUGGCCUACGGGAGCCUGGUGUUCGUACUGCUAUUUAUUUUUGUGAAGAGGCAAAUCAUGCGCUUUGCAAUGAAAUCCCGAAGGGGACCUCAUGUCCCCGUGGGACACAACGCCCCCAAGGACUUAAAAGAGGAAAUUGAUAUCCGGCUGUCCAGGGUUCAAGACAUCAAGUAUGAACCUCAGCUCCUCGCCGACGGCGAUGCAAGAUUGCUGCAGCUGGAAGUGCAGGGGGGUCAGAGUUGCUACAACUACUUGUACAGGAUGAAGGCCCUGGAUGCCAUCCGGGCCUCUGAGAUCCCGUUCCAUGCAGAAGGCCGGCACCCCCGUUCCUUAAUGGGCAAGAACUUCCGCUCCUACCUGCUCGAUCUCCGGAACACCAGCACCCCCUUCAAGGGCGUGCGCAAGGCGCUCAUCGACACCCUGCUGGACGGCUACGAGACAGCCCGCUACGGGACAGGGGUCUUUGGCCGGAGCGAGUACCUGCGCUACCAGGAGGCCCUGAGCGAGCUGGCCGCCGUGGUCAGAGCGCGGAGCGGGACCUCUCAGAGACAGCACCAGUCAGCGGCCAGAGACCUCACCCAGUCUCCCGAGGUCUCCCCGACGGCCAUCCAGGUGACCUACCUCCCCUCCAGCCAGAAGAGCAAGCGUGCCAAGCACUUCCUGGAGCUGAAGAGCUUCAAGGACAACUACAACACGCUGGAGAGCACCCUGUGACGGGCCGCCGGCCGCGGGCUCUGGUCCCUGCAGUCCCCGGUCCCUGCAGUCCCCCUGCACCCGCGGCUCUUCGGGCUCCUGCCUGGGGGACCUUCUCCGACCUGUUCUUCCGACCGGUUCAGAGACUCCGCUACGACUGGACUUCCCCGUGGUAGCGCUUUUUUCUGGAGUUGAGUUCAGAUGUUUUUCUUAAUGUUUCCAUCAAGGCUUCCUUAAAAAUCCUCCCUUGGUUUUGAUUAUCGUUCCUUGGCAUUCCCCCUCCCCCGCCCCUUUCCCAGACUAUAAAUAAUCCGAAAUUGUGAGGGUUGGGGGAACUGGGCCUGGCGUACCCCGUGUCUAUGCCUUCAUACCCAGGCGAAUGGGGACCGUUUGUGUUGGGGACAUCUUCGAGUGGUUGGGAAGGCAGACGCGAGCUGCGGGGUGUUGGCUCGGGGAGGCCCGCAGGCCCGCGCGCUGCUUGCCUGGUGCUCCGAGUAAACCGGGGCGCGUGGGGACGGCACCCCGACCUUCCUGACGUGCAGGAUCUGCCUCAGCCUUUCCUUGCGUACUGUCCUGAAUAAAUGGAAAAGGGAAUGUUGGCACCUGACAGAAUCCCAUCCCCCCUCUUUUAUUGGGGGUGCUGUGGGACAGUGAAGGAAUGGUCAGACCAAUGCAUUGCUCGGACGUUAAAAACUUUAAUAAAAUGAACAAUUAAAACACA
This is a messenger RNA of Suricata suricatta (meerkat), 1716 nucleotides long. It is a transcript of the gene LTAP1, whose product is annotated as chromosome 3 C1orf43 homolog. Lineage: Eukaryota; Metazoa; Chordata; Mammalia; Carnivora; Herpestidae. Bases 255 to 1016 code for a protein of 253 amino acids. Gene Ontology annotation, biological process: phagocytosis. The transcript is spliced from 7 exons. The record is from RefSeq and is a predicted model, not a curated record.